AUGGACAAGCUCCUCAACGUCGGAAAGGACAUGCUCCAGCAGCGGCUGUCUGGCCAGGGGCAGGGCCAAGAUCAGGGCGGCGGCAACAACCACGACAACAGCGGCAGCGGAAGCGGCAGCGGCAGCGGCAGCGGAGGAUUCCAAAAUGACAUCCUCAGGAUGGCGCAGCAGCACGCGUCCAGCAACGCCGGCAGCUCCGGCAGCAGCGAUUUGUUCUCCAACAUUAUGAGCGCCGUCGGGAACAAGCAGCAGAAGAUUCAAAGCGAGGACAUUGACGAACAAGAUGCCAUCAAGCAGCACAAGCAUGCCUACGACAACGACGGCAAGGGCGACUCCAGCUCGCUCGGGACCGCCGCCGCCAUUCAGGCCCUCAAGAAAUUCAACCAGUCCGACAACAGCGCCAGCUCAAAGACGGGACAGGCUGCGUUCCUGGGCAUGGCCAUGUCCGAGGCUAGCAAGCUCUUCGACUCCAAGGCUUCGCAGGGAAAAGUUGCGGACGGAGCUAGCAAGGAGAGUGCCGUCCAGCAGGCCGCCGAGAUGGCCAUGAAGAUGUACUUCAAGAGCCAGGCCGAAUCGCAGGGCGGGCUGGCCGGGCUGGCCUCCAAGUUCAUCAAGUAG
Molecule: messenger RNA, 618 nt
Organism: Metarhizium album ARSEF 1941
Lineage: Eukaryota; Fungi; Ascomycota; Sordariomycetes; Hypocreales; Clavicipitaceae
Product: beta-flanking protein
Exons: 4
Coding region: 1-618 (205 amino acids)
Source: RefSeq, a predicted model, not a curated record